Messenger RNA from Thlaspi arvense, 2367 nucleotides. NCBI's taxonomy places the organism in Eukaryota, Viridiplantae, Streptophyta, Magnoliopsida, Brassicales, Brassicaceae. The record is from the annotation of a GenBank genome assembly.
AUGUCAUCGGGAGGUGCCGGAGAGUACAACGAGGACAGGCACCUGCUGCGAUCCACCGACGGCGAUGAAGUCGGAAUUGGGGGAGGAGACGGUGACCUCGAUGUUGAAUCUCAGUCUCUGGCUAUCAGGAGUGGAACUGGAGGAGUUAGAGAUCUGUUCAAGCAUCUGGAUCGGAGGUUCUCUCUCUCUGGGCGUCGUCUAAGCAUUAAACGGAUGGAGAACAUCAGAGUUGAUAGGGAGCACCACCAUCCUUCUUCUUCUUCCCCGCUUUCGGCUGGUGUGGUUUCUAGAGACGAAGAUGGCGGUGGUAUCAGUAAUUUACAUAGCGUCGAUGAUCGGAACGAUGAGUACGGCUUUGAUGAAGGCAACGACGUGCUCGGAGAUAGUGCUCCACCUGAGUGGGCUCUGCUUCUCAUCGGCUGUCUUAUCGGAGUUGCCGCCGGAAUUUGUGUCGCCGGCUUCAAUAAAGGGGUUCAUGUCAUUCAUGAGUGGGCAUGGGCUGGUACUCCCAACGAGGGUGCUGCUUGGCUUCGCCUACAGAGACUAGCCGACACUUGGCACCGGAUUCUUCUAAUUCCGGUCACAGGGGGUGUUAUAGUAGGAAUGAUGCAUGGUUUGCUCGAGAUCCUAGACCAAAUCAGGCAGUCCACUUCUUCUCAAAGACAAGGAGUCGAUUUUCUUGCUGGUAUAUUCCCAGUGAUAAAGGCCAUCCAAGCUGCUGUGACCCUUGGUACAGGAUGUUCACUCGGUCCCGAGGGACCUAGCGUCGACAUUGGAAAGUCCUGCGCCAACGGUUUUGCGCUCAUGAUGGAAAACAACAGAGAAAGGAGAAUAGCUCUCACUGCAGCUGGCGCGGCCUCUGGGAUUGCAUCUGGUUUCAAUGCAGCAGUGGCGGGUUGUUUCUUUGCUAUUGAGACUGUUUUAAGACCACUACGUGCCGAGAACUCCCCUCCAUUUACCACUGCGAUGAUAAUUUUGGCCUCUGUUAUAUCAUCGACUGUGUCAAAUGCGUUGCUUGGGACUCAAUCAGCUUUCACAGUCCCCUCAUACGACCUGAAGUCCGCUGCAGAGCUCCCUCUGUACCUGAUAUUAGGAAUGCUUUGCGGUGCUGUUAGCGUUGUUUUCUCUCGGCUUGUUACGUGGUUUACCAAGUCCUUCGAUUUCAUCAAAGACAAAUUUGGUCUUCCUGCUAUUGUGUGCCCUGCGUUAGGUGGUUUAGGCGCUGGGAUGAUUGCUCUCAAGUACCCCGGAAUUUUGUACUGGGGUUUUACAAAUGUUGAGGAAAUCCUGCAUACUGGAAAGAGUGCUUCAGCUCCUGGAAUCUGGUUAUUAGCUCAGUUAGCCGCAGCCAAAGUUGUGGCUACGGCUUUGUGCAAAGGCUCUGGGCUUGUAGGCGGUCUAUACGCGCCAAGUUUGAUGAUUGGUGCUGCUGUUGGGGCUGUGUUUGGAGGUUCGGCUGCUGAGAUUAUUAACAGAGCUAUUCCUGGUAAUGCUGCUGUGGCUCAACCACAAGCUUACGCUCUGGUUGGGAUGGCAGCGACACUCGCUUCCAUGUGCUCAGUGCCCUUAACAUCAGUAUUACUGCUGUUCGAGCUAACAAAAGAUUAUAGAAUUUUGCUUCCCCUCAUGGGAGCGGUUGGUUUAGCAAUAUGGGUUCCCUCUGUGGUAAACCAAGGCAAAGAAAGUGAUUCAUCUGAGGGUCGCAACACAGGAAGAGGAUACUCUUCUCUUUCGCCUUCCGAUCGUAAAACCGAAGGUGUUUGGAGACACACGGAUAAUGCUGACUCCCUUGAGCUUACCGUCAUAGAGAACCCUGACCACAAAUCCUAUUUGGAUGAAGAAACUAUUCUGGAAGAUUUAAAGGUUUUGCGGGUAAUGUCAAAGAACUACGUGAAGGUCUCUCUGGGAACAACUCUAAGAGAAGCAAGAAACAUCCUUAAAGACAGCCACCAGAGCUGCCUUAUGGUGGUAGACGAGGAUGAUCUUUUAGCCGGAAUCCUAACACAUGGGGACAUCAGACGAUACUUGUCCAAUAACGUCUCGACAAUCUUAGAUGAGAAUACAUGUCCGGUUUCGUCCGUGUGUACACGGAAGAUAACUUACCGAGGUCAAGAACGCGGUUUGCUUACUUGUUAUCCAGACGCGACUGUUGGUGUGGCCAAAGAGUUGAUGGAGGCAAGAGGCGUGAAGCAAUUACCUGUGGUAAGACGAGGUGAAGUAAUUCACAAAGGGAAACAAAGGAAACUGCUUGGCCUUCUUCAUUACGACUCCAUCUGGACUUUUCUCAGAGAUGAAAUGAGUCGUAGGAAAUCGAUCAAUGAACGGAGAAAAGAGAAGUACGAAGAGGUUGGUGCAAAUGGGCAUUAA